Messenger RNA from Leptopilina boulardi, 986 nucleotides. It is a transcript of the gene Vps60, whose product is annotated as charged multivesicular body protein 5. Gene Ontology annotation, biological process: vesicle budding from membrane; late endosome to vacuole transport via multivesicular body sorting pathway. NCBI's taxonomy places the organism in Eukaryota, Metazoa, Arthropoda, Insecta, Hymenoptera, Figitidae. The record is from RefSeq and is a predicted model, not a curated record. The coding region runs from base 121 to 786 and encodes 221 amino acids. The transcript has 4 exons. Gene Ontology annotation, cellular component: multivesicular body.
CUGCUUACGUCUGCGCAGUACACAUCAAAUUGGUUGAAUCAGUGAAUUUUUGUGAUAUUUGCUUGUCAAAAGUUGUUAUUUUUAUUAUAAUUCUGAAGAUACAGCUAAUAAUUUUUCAAAAUGAACAGGUUAUUUGGUCGUGGUAAACCCAAAGAACCACCACCAAGUAUUACUGAUUGUAUUACAGGCAUUGAUAAUAGGGCAGACACUGCGGAAAAGAAAAUAGGGAAAUUAGAUGCAGAGCUAAAGAAAUAUAAAGAUCAAAUGCUGAAAAUGAGAGAUGGACCAGCUAAAAAUGCAGUGAAAGCUAAAGCAUUACGUAUUCUUAAGCAACGAAAAAUGUAUGAAUCCCAAGUGGACAAUUUAAGGCAACAAGCUUUUAAUAUGGAACAAACAAAUUAUGCUACACAAACUCUUAAAGAUACUCAAACUACAGUUGUUGCUAUGAAAGAGGGCGUUAAACAAAUGCAGAAGGAAUUUAAGAAUAUUAACAUCGAUCAAAUAGAGGAUAUGCACGAUGAAUUAGCAGAUAUGUUGGACGAAGCAAAUGAAGUUCAAGAGGCAAUGGGUCGAAGUUAUGGAAUGCCCGAUAUCGAUGAUGAUGAAUUGGAAGCAGAACUUGAUGCCCUAGGAGAUGACCUUGCCUUGGAAGAAGAUACAUCAUAUUUAGAUGACGCUAUUAAAGCACCAAGUGCACCUGAUAAAGAACCAAGUGCUGCGUCAGUUAGAAAUAAGGAUGGAGUCUUAGUGGAUGAAUUCGGCUUGCCACAAAUACCAGCGAGUUAAUUUUAGUUAAAAUAAGUGUCUUCAAUUUAAGAUCACUUUCCAAUUGUUAAAUGCUUUAUCCACACAAAAAUGGCUUUUACAACUAACUCUUUUUUUUAAAUAAUAUAUAUAUAUAGUAUAAAAAAUGUUGUUUUUCAUUAAAUUUAAAAAUGUACAAGCAUGGCGACAAAAAAUUUAAAUAAAAGUAAGCUUAUAGCUAA